Astrephomene gubernaculifera is the source of this 5970-nucleotide messenger RNA. Lineage: Eukaryota; Viridiplantae; Chlorophyta; Chlorophyceae; Chlamydomonadales; Astrephomenaceae. The record is from the annotation of a GenBank genome assembly.
AUUAAAUAAUAUUAUUCGUGAUCAGCUUAUAUAUGCAAAGACAACACCGCAAUUUUGAAUCUGGCAACCUCGACAGCUACCCAGCUCAACAGCUUGCGAACAAUGUACACUUAGCUCGUUCGCACCCUGCAACCCGUUGACAGAACCUACGUGGGCGUAGUUCAGCGGAGGGCUUGAAGCUGGCCCACCUAGGGAUGGAGCCCUUUAAUAAUCCUCUAGCGCUGCGCCUUGUCAGCCAGGGGCAUGGCGACGUGGUGCAGCAGCUGCUGUCGCCUGAAAGAUCACUCAAUCGCGCCAGUGGUCAGACUCUCAGGACGUGUGCCUCAAGCGCAGCGUCGAGUCCCUGCAGCCCAGCCAGCAUCUGCAGUGCCACUCGGCUAACCAACUAUGGGGCCGAUAUGAAUCGUGACUUCGACGUGCUCAGCCGCUUUGAAGACAAACUGGGCCGCGAGGUUGAACAUCAGGAGCUUCAAGCUGCCAUUGCGAACUUCAUCCUGGUGCACGGUCAUGUGCCGAGCAUUAGGCAGCUGGCCUUAGAACUCAUGGAGGAUGUUGAUGCAGAAACGGACACAGGCAAUGGCUCUGAGGGGGGUUGGAUGAGCCACCGCGAGGCCUCCCCCCCUGCCGAGAUGGAGCAGCUCUACAAGUUGCAAGCAGCCUGUAGCUUACCGGCAACUGUCCUGUUGGAAGAGCCCAUCCAUGAAGGCUCCAACAAGUCGCCCCACUCUAGCGGCUCGCAGCCAAUGCGACUGCUGGAUAAACUGGCGCAUCGCGCCAGCCCAUUUCCGCGCGCAGCACCAAGCCCAAGCCGAUUUUCGGGCGUGGGCGUUUCAUCUUCCAAAGAUGCUACGCCCCUCGGGCCUAGGCGUGAGCUGCGGUGGCCUUCAACUGGAGGCUUUGAGCCGCAGGAAGUUUCGCAGCACGAGGAUCAGCAGCACAACGUUUCGUUGGGCGUACCCGUCGACGCUGAUAAAGCGGAUUCCGUCUGCGCUACGCCGCCAUCCGCAUCACGGCCUUUCGUGCCUGGUCUGAACCUGUUCGGCGUUAAGAAGAGGUCACCCAACUCUCGGGGGGGAGCUGGGCCCGCUGCCGCCGGUGCAACCGCAGCGUCCGCCUCUGCUCAGGCUGACGACGCCGUGGCGAAGGCAGUCACUCAACCCCUGGACACCAGUCGAGGCUCACCGACCGAGAUCCUGCGCAUGCUCCUGCCCAGCGUCUGCAAGCCUCGUGCGAGCUCCGCUGGCGGCGCUCUUGGCGGAGGGCAAGGCCGGGGCCUUUGCGGCGGGCCCUAUGCUCUUGCGCAAGCUCAGCAUGCUGGUAUACUCGCUGGCUUGGCUGCAGUAGCAACCACUGCCGAGUCCAACGCGCAGCUGGGGGUCGAUGAGCGUGUGCCAAGCUUUCGGGUGUCCAUGGAUGACGUGGACCAGCUCCAAACAGGGCCCCGCAGAGCUAUGCCUAGCGUCGUUGAUUGCGCUACACCGAGCGUCUGCAGCGCUAGCAAGGGCGUCCCCGUCGUUACGCCAGAUACGCGGCAGACGCCGGGGUCUCGCGGUCGGCGCCAGGAUCAGCACCACCACCUCAGCCAUGAGAAGGGGCUGGCGACAGAAGGCGUCCACACCCCGGCAGCGCUUUCAUCCAUUAAGCGUUUCCCGCUUGCGGAGGUGCCCAGCGCUAGCCGCCAAUCAGCAGGCGGUCGUGCAGAUGCGCAUAACGAUCGCGACGCUAACAGCUCGCGUACAGACUGUGAGCCACGAAAAGACACGCCAGGAAAGGCUGCUGCGUCGGCUGGAGCAGCCGCCGCGCCUGUGAUUGCUGUAAACGUAAGCGGUACACCAGUUCAGCGCACGCCGCAAGACGAGAAGCACGCCAACGAUGCCGCCCGGAGCCUGACGCCGGUGUCGGCGACUUCGCAGGGGGGCCGUACGGAGCAGCGGCGCCAGUCACCUGGUUUGCGUGCGGUCCCGCAACUUCGCUUGCCCACGCUGGUCAUGCCACCGUCGACCGGUCCGCGCAUCAGUGCCCGGGGAGGGCCUAGGCCCGGUUGCGUUGGCGGCACCACGGCACGCCUUACCAGCCGGGUCCCCGCGCUGCCUCUACCACCGGCGGUGGCGGGUCAGCAGGCAGGGCAGCAUGGCCCUCUUCCAACGGGAGCCCGCACAAGGCGUCGGUCUGCAUGCCUGCCGUCUGCGAGGCACCAUGGCCCUGGCAACCUCACAGUGCGCCGCAUGGCAGCUGUCGCAACAUCCGGCUUGACGUCACACGCGCUGGGCACGGUCUUUUGGGCCGAGUCAGAAGACGAUAUGGAGGACUAUGACAGCGACUAUGAGGGUUCCGACGGGGACUACGAUGAGUUUGCCGAGGACAUGUAUCAGCUUGCUGACAUUGGUUUCGGCAUUAUUGAUGAGGGCUUGGAGGACGCCACAUCAGAUGCCUCGUACGUCUUCACUACUGCAGCUGUGGCAGCUAGCGAGGACGUGGCAGCUCGCGCUGGCGCAGCUCUUCCCAGCCCCAUUCCUACCGGCACGCCGGUUGCGCAGAGCGGUCGGCGUAACUCGCGCCGUUCUGGGCGCGGUGGCAGGUUUCGGCGCUCCACUGCUACUGCAGAUGACAGCGAUGACGACCCAGACAGCUGUGACCUGAUGCUACCUGAGGAGCUUUGGGAUGCCUGGGAGCGGCUAAGCGAUGGACCCAAGGGUCGGCAGUACCGGCUCCUUGAGUCCUUGACCCACGUGGAACGCAUCACCUGUACCUCCUACUCAAGUGUGUACAAGGCGUGCAACCAAGGCCAGCCCGUGGUGGUCAAGAUCUACGACGUGGCGGAGCGAGACAAGUUGGCCAACGCCUUUGCCGAGAUUGGCGUGCUUCUCCACCUGGCAGGAUGGCAGGGUGCCGUACGACUGCUGGACUAUGGACGCCACGAGGACAAGGUGAUGCUCAUGCUGGAGAGCUGCGACCACAGCCUCAAGGAUUGGUGCGACAGCCAGCGCUUCGAUGUCGCCACAGGGCCCGAGUACAUCCUGGAAUGCCUUAGGCUGUGGUGCACCCUGGCGCAGCUGCUUGCGGAGUUACAUGAGCGCUGGCACGUGGCCCACUGCGACCUGAAACCCGGCAACGUCCUGCUUUCGGCUGGGCGGCUGCUGCUGGCGGACUUUUCGGAGAGCAUGCUCUUCAACGGAACACCGUUGCUGCUUGACCAGGCCAGGGGAACCGUGUCGUACCAGCCACCGGAAAUGGUGCACGGACACUGCGUGGAUGCCCGCAAGGCGGAUGUCUGGGCCAUGGGCUGCAUCCUGUACGAGAUUGUGACCGGCGAGCUGCUGUUCAAGGGCAACAGUGAUUGCAUGCGCGCCGUUGCGGCUGGCAGCGCCGCAGCCGCCCGACAGCUCCUAAACUACCACAGACGCAGCCGAGGCGGCGGCUUGGGCGUCCGAAGCAGUUCCGGCAGUCUGCGCCAGGCGCUGCAGUCGCAGCAGCAUCCCGCGACCAGCGCACCAGCCGCUGCCGCAGCUGCGCUAUCAGCUGCGGCUGAGCGGCAACAACAGGUUACGGAAGCGGCGCCGCCUGGCGGAGAACCAGCCACGGCGGCUACAUGGGAGGCGCCGAUCGUCGGCAAGGGGCCGCCGCCGCUGGCUCCAACACCGACACCAGGCCCUCGCGUCCCGAGGCUUCCCCUGGGUCUGGCCCGCCCGCCCGUGCCCUCCUUGCCAUCCGUGCGCUCGCAGCGCCAGCAGCCACCGGGCCCGCCGCCCAGCCACCCACCUGUCCCGCAGCUUACGCUACAACUCCCGCCGCAUCCCAUGCUGUCGACGCGGUCCAACCGCUCCACUUCCAUGGCUGUGUCAUGUCGUAGCCAGGACGUCUCCACGGCCAGGCAUGGCGGGGACGAGCCCCCGGUGUCAUCCCGGAUGUCGGAGAUGUGGCCCGGGCAGUUUGCUCUCAACACCGCGCCCAACACGGCCCGCAGCACCGCUCGCAACACCGCGCGGAGCUUCAUGCCGUACGACACCGCCCGAAGUAUCGCCAGUACCACUGCCGCCGUUUGGCCACCCGUGCCCCCUCCUUCCGCCGGGUCGGCUCGCAGCGUGGCCGAUAGCGAAUGGACCCUAGCCGUGACUGCUGCUGCCCCGGUUGCUCCCGGCUGCAAUGGCGGCGGCGGAGGCGGCAUGUCUGCCCGCGGCGGCGCCAGCUACCGAGGCUGCAGCGGCGGCAGCGGCUGUGACAACGAGAAUGGAAGCGGCAUGGGCGGUGCUGCUCCUGCUGCCAUGCCCUUGCCGCCGCACCGCCGUCUGCGCCACUCCGUGGCCACGCAAUGCGCUGACCCAGCGGGGCCCGACUGGCUUACCACGGAGGAGGCUGACCGCAUGCGUAUCAUGUGCGACGAGCCCCCAUCCUUUGUGUCGCUUAACAACGUUGGCGCCGCAGCUGCUGCCUCCUCCUACAGCGGUCUGCGCCAGCACCGGGACUACAGCGAUGACAUUGACGACUUUGGUAGCAGCAACGCCACCAGCAGCAGCAGCAGCGGCGGCGGCUGGAGUGACCGCGACCGUGACGAGGCCGCAAGCGCUGGUGCCGGCGCGUCGGUGCCGGGAGAUGAGGCGUACAAGCCACGGCUACUCUCCGGUGCAGACGGGCCAAGCCUGUGCGACGACGUGCUGGGGCUCAUGCGUUCCUUGCUGGUGGAGGACCACGUGCGGCCCAACAUGCGUCAGGUGGCCACCAUGGCUGCUGAGGUGCUGCGCAGGCACACCUGCCCCACGCCCGCCGAGCCGCACAGCGAGGAAGCGGAAUCCUCCCUUGUACCCAUUGCCAACCGCAACGCAACCACCGCCGCCGUGGACCAUCCAAGCGGUGCGGCGAGCGGCGGGCACGGCGACAAGGCCGUGGUCCAAGUGGAGUCUAGCAGCGCUAACGAGGAUACGACUGAGGAGGAGGAAGAGGAGGUGCUGGGGAAGCAAUCUCGGCCGCCGGUGUUGCCGCCGCUGAACCUGCUGUUAGACUCGAUGCAGCUGGAGCUGUCGUCGGAUGACGUUGCAUCUGCUGGUGACGGUUCGACGGUUCGUUCGCCGGCUGACGUCGGCGGGAAGAGGCCGAUUGCCGGGAUGUCCAACCGUUCCGUCAUGCAGGCGGAAAGCGAGCGGGACGAAAGCAGCCCGGGCGACGGGAGCACCACUGUCAAGAGUUCGGUUGGCGCCGGGCCUGCUGCCGUCAGCCUGUUUGAGGUGUGCCAGCCGUUGCAAACCGCCCGACCCUCCCGCCCGGCGGCCCGGGGCUGGCAGGGCUUCUUCAAAAUGCUCUUUUAAGGCCGCAGGCAUUGAGGAUGACAUGGCGCGGUGUACAAUAGAGCUAUAGAGGGAGGGCACCGUGAGCAGCAGCGUACUACCGGGCAGCAGCAAAGUGCGCGGGAGGCGGGGUGUACUUGUAUGGAUGAGGCAGCGAGGCGCAGGGGUUGGUAAUACGGCUGGAACAGAUUAGAUGAGGGCGGGCAUGUGGUCGAGGGGUGUAUUGUGGCAGUCAUAGCAUGCUUUGGCGUGGUUUCGACCCAUGCGGCAAUAUUUAUGCUGGUGCGACCCUUGAUCUUACAAAUAUGAAUUCGGACGCUGUCCUAUUUUAGAGAACAUGGAACGCUGUUUGGCUGUGGCUACACCAUGAGACCGAUGGCGAAUUUAAUGCGCAAGGCAGCAAGGUGAUAAAUACAUAUCAAGCCCUACCAGAUUGUAGGGUGAGCACAGUGGGGACGGCGCAGAGUGAGCAGUGCAGACGUUGGGGCGAUCCGUUACCGAAAGCAACCCCCCCAAGGGACUUGACAUGAGUCUUGACCGCUGAAGACCGCUUGUAUGGCGUUAACCGCACUAUUGACAUAAUAUUUGUAGGGGCCGAACAUGGCAGUGCCAGGAGGCACUGAGUGAUACCAGACGAUGGAAGCCUCGGCAGGCGUGGGCAGGAUGGUGUUGGGGUAGGGGCCUGUGUCGA